This is a messenger RNA of Gigantopelta aegis, 2191 nucleotides long. RefSeq names its product DNA-(apurinic or apyrimidinic site) endonuclease 2-like. Gene Ontology annotation, molecular function: DNA binding; zinc ion binding; DNA-(apurinic or apyrimidinic site) endonuclease activity. Gene Ontology annotation, biological process: base-excision repair. Lineage: Eukaryota; Metazoa; Mollusca; Gastropoda; Neomphalida; Peltospiridae. The record is from RefSeq and is a predicted model, not a curated record. Gene Ontology annotation, cellular component: nucleus.
CUCUGUUUCCGGUUUCCUUUUGCUCCAAAAUGAAAAUUUUAUCUUGGAAUAUAAAUGGAGUCAGAGCAAGCAAAGUUUCCCUCAAGUUACUUUUUGACUCAUUAGAUGCAGAUAUAAUAUGUCUGCAAGAAACCAAAGUUACACGUGACAUGUUAGAUGAGCAGACUGCAGUGGUUGAGGGUUACAACUCCUAUUUCAGUUUCUCCAGGAAAAGAAGUGGCUAUUCGGGGGUGGCAAUAUAUUGUAAGGAAUCUGUUACUCCUGUGAGCGAAGAGGGACUUUCAGGGACGCUUACUACAGAUGCACAGGGAUCUGUUGGUUGCUAUGGUAAUCACCUCGACUUCAGUGCAGAGGAACUAAACUCACUGGACGCGGAGGGCAGAGCAGUAAUUACACAACACAGAAUCAGAAAAUCUGACGGCAGUGUGAAAGAGCUUGCGGUUAUUAACGUGUAUGUACCACGGGCUGCUGACAGUGAGGAAAGACAUCACUACAAACUGAAGUUCCUGGCCCUGCUACAAACACGUGCGGAGGCUCUGGUCGACAGUGGAAGUCAUGUCAUAGUUCUGGGAGAUAUCAACACAACUCACAAGAAGCAAGAUCACUGUGACCCUAACUGUGAGGAAUUUCUGCGUAAGCCCAGUCGACUGUGGGUAAAUCAGUUCCUGUGGGAGAAAGACCGAGAUCCCACUUUAACAGUAUGCGAAGACACUGAGCUAUACAUUGGAACCACACCCCACACAAAAGGUGGCCUGUUCGUCGACGCCUUUCGUUAUUUUUACCCAGACCAGGAGAACGCCUACACCAACUGGUGCACGCUUACUGCAGCCAGACAAACAAACUAUGGAAAACGUCUGGACUACAUAUUUGUCGACACCGAUCUCGCCAAUCAGUGUCUGGCAGACUGCACCAUCUUGGCAGAGGUUGAUGGUUCGGAUCACUGUCCUGUUGUUGUGGAAUUGUGUUGUCGUGGCGACCCAGCCGAGAAAUGUCCGCCCUCGUGUACAAAGUUUAUGCCUGAAUUUUCAGGAAAACAGCAAAAGUUAUCUUGUUAUUUUAAGAAGUUUCAAACAAAAGACAAAUCUGUCGAUGAUAAUAUUUCUGAUUCUCAAAAUACCAACAGCUCACAGGAAUCUGUGAAUUCACAAGCUGACACAGAAAAAGAGGAAAAUAAGUUAUCAUCUUCUUCGGGUUCUGAAGUAACUUGCAGUCCUAAUUUGAAAAAAAGAUCAUCAGAAGUUAGUAACAGAAGUCCACGUAAGAAGGCUAAGCUUAAUAAGAAGUCUGAUAGCAGUGCUAAACAAGGAAAUUUGAUGAAUUUUUUCCAAAAAAGUUCCAGUGCUAAAACCAUUUGUAAAUCCGAAAAGACGUGCAACCAAAAAGUUGAAAAAAACAAUAGUUUUUUUACGUCCAAAACAUCAGAAGCAGGUCUGCAGAAAAAUGACAAUAAAAGUUUUUCUUCUCAAUCUUCAGAAUCUAAAGACACAUCAGACUCGGUUGAAAAAUCAACGACAAUAUCACCUAGUCUUAAGGAGACCAAUUCCGACAUAACCAUGGUAACACUGCCUGUACCUGUACACAAAUCUGCUGCUCAGGCAUGGAAGGGUCUCCUCGGGGGCCCUGGAAAGGCUCCUCUUUGCAAAGGGCACAGGGAACCUUGUGUUUUGAGGACGGUAAAGAAAGAGGGGCCCAACAAGGGUAAACAGUUCUAUACUUGUGCCCGGGGAGAAGGACUCAAGUCAAACCCAGAGUCGAGGUGUGAUCAUUUUCAAUGGAUAGACAGAAAGAAAAGAUGACAACGUUUAAAAGACUAGAAAUAGUAGAGUGUGUGUUAAGGUUUAUGUGCCCAUGUGUGUUAGUAGGAUUUGACUCCUGGCUAGUGAAGGCUAGCGACUUCCUCAAAUAUUUGUUGAACAUUUUGUCUUCACAAGUGUAUAUAUGUAUGUACAUGGAGUGUAUGUGAUAGGGUUGGUUCAGAAUUAAUCAAAUAUGGGGGGUGGGGGAGUGGAGAUUUGCAGUAUCAUAAUUAUUAGUUUAUGCCUAGUAUAGUGAAUCUGCUGAAAUUGUUUUAAUAUAUGUAGUACACUUGUUGAUUUAAAUAUAAUUUUAUUUAGAAAUGCCAUCAGUAUCCUCUCCAACCCAAACGUUUUCCAAUCUGCAACAAAUAAUGGAUAAUAAAUAUAUUACCAUG